CUUCCCUCUAUGGUGUCUCUGCUGACUAGGCUGAACUGAAAGCAGCUUUAGAAAUUGACAGAAUAGAGUGUAAAACUGCUGAAAAACCGGUAUAAAAGUAGUUAAAAGCUCAUUUCUUCUUCCUCUAAGGAGAAACUCAUCCAGUGAGGUCAUGUUUAAUUUCUCUUUGUUGUGUUAAAAUAUGAAACAAAGUAAGCUGUUACUUCAAACAAUCACGCGUGAUCUGGUUUGAAACUAUUCAAUUUCAGUACAGAAUAGAAAUAAAAUAAAAUAAAAAAGGGCUGUUUGGGACUCGAUGGAGCCAGUCCUGGUGAAGUUUAUUGAGCGCGUGCGAGCUGAGAGCGCAGAUGGACAGGAUGGGAUUAUAUCUGAGUAUACAAUGAUUAAAUAUCAGAAUGGCUCGCUGAAACAGAAGUACGGUUUGACUACAGCGGCUGGAGGAGUCAAAGAAAACACAAAGAAAAACCGCUACAAGGACAUCCUGCCGUAUGACCAAACCCGCGUUGUUCUGAGUCCAACAACACCAGAAUAUUCCUGUGAUUACAUUAAUGCAAAUUUCAUCAAGGGGGGGACAGGGAGCAGGACGUACAUCGCCACCCAGGGCCCUCUGAGUAACACAGUAGUGGAUUUCUGGCGCAUGAUUUGGCAAUAUGACAUCAAGGUGAUCAUCAUGGCGUGUAAGGAGAUCGAGCUGGGGAAGAAAAAAUGUGAGGUCUACUGGUCUCCUCUCAACGAUGUGUCCACAUUCGGUCCCUUCACUGUCUCAACUGUUCAAGAGUCACCGACAAACGAGGAAGUCAUCGUGCGAACACUGGCUGUGAAACACUGUGACGAAACUCGCACCGUGUCCCAUUUCCAGUACACAGCCUGGCCGGAUCAUGGAAUUCCAGAUGUAGCGGACGGCAUUUUGGGAAUGAUGGAAUCGGUUCACGUCAGACAGGGUUCUCAUCCGGGACCUCUGCUUAUCCACUGCAGCGCUGGCUGUGGAAGAACUGGAGUGAUUUGUGCCAUUGAUAUUGUUAAUGACCUGCUGCACAAAAAGAAAAUCGGAGAAGAUUUCAGCAUUAUGGAUAUCGUUUUUGAGCUCAGAAGACAAAGACCAUCGGCUGUCCAGACUAAGGAACAGUACGAGUUUGUCUUUCAUACUGUGGCUCAGAUGUUCGAGAAGGUCUUGCAGCAAUCGUCACAGAAUCACCAAAAUCAGAGCCUGCCCUCACAGUCUCUGUACGCCAGUGCGCUGCCCCCAAAGCCAGCGCUGAGGUCAUUCUCCAUCGGCUGCGAAAACAAGAAUACAAGAAAACCCCCUGCCCUCCGCCCGAGGUCCUCUCAUCCUCCAUCAUCCAUCAACAUGAACGACACGUAUGCAGUCGUAAACAAGAUCAAGCAGCCGUCCACCAUGCCACCGAUUGUUUCCCAUCACUACGACAAUGAAAACUCAACCACCCAGAAGGCGCCUACAAACGACCUGUACAGCAUCGUGAAGCCAAAAAACAGAGCUGCUCGCACGGCUCCUGUUUAUGACCAGACAUGGCAACGGAACCACAAGGCCUCAUCAGAGAUGGACUACGGUGGCUAUGAACCCCUACCAGGGAUGUUCCAGAUGAGAGACUCACAGCUGUAUCCAUCUCUGCCACAAGGACCUGCAGACAGACACAACAAUUCAGAUGAUGACUAUGAGUACGUCUCAAACCCAAUCAAAGAGAGCGGCAGCAGCCAGUGCAACCCUGGAGGCAUCGAAGGUGGUUGGCGGUAUCCGAGAGGCAGUGCUGCGUGGCACAGGCCUAGUUGGAUCUCCCUCUGGAACUGGGUGUUGGCGAAAACGAGUGGAAGAGAGACCACAGGCAUGUGUGAAUAUGGAGAGAGAGAGGAAGAAUAGCAUCUGCUGUUCAAGCUGAAGCCUCCAAACUCAUUCAGUUUUCAUCUCCAACUCCACGAUUCAUUUGGACAAAGAAAGCGAGGCAGCUCAAACCCACGUCCACUCGAUCACACUCACACUACUGUUUCUUCCACGUCCCAAACACCUGUCUCCCGUUCUUUCGGUGUCUGCUUGAUUUAUGAGUGCAGUAACACCAUAGGUACAUUUUGUAACUGAGAACAAAUGUGAAGCAGACUGUGAGUAAGUGGGAAAAAGCCAUACGAAUGCGUGUUCUAUUUCAGGAGGAGAGUGUUUACCGCCGUGUCAGAGCUGCUAUAGCGGCGCCCAGCCCAGGCCUGUUCACUCAGCUCACUCGGAGAUGCGCUCAGAAGAAAGCUGAAAAACUCUCAUCCAGACGCCGCAGAGACAUGCCAAGACCUGGCACAGGCGACAUGCAGCAAAGCCUGUUUUCCCCCCAUCGCUCUGUCUCUUCAUCCCCAUCUCCCUCGCUUGCUCACUUUGCUAGCUUUCCAUCUUUCUUGCUUUCUUUCGUUUCUUUGUCUCAACUCAUUUCUCUCACCCUACACUAUUGUUUCUUUUUCCUCUUUAUUUACUCGAUCUUUUUUCCCCUUUCUCCUUAUUCCUUCCCCUUUAGCUUUGCCUCACAUUGUAGAGUUAUGCAUGAUUCAAAAUGAGGUCCAUUACUGUCUCGUAAUGUGUUGUUUGUAUUUUUCUGACACUGGAAAAUACAAACAAAUAAUAAAAGAAUUGGAUGAUGUAA
Messenger RNA from Neoarius graeffei (lesser salmon catfish), 2636 nucleotides. RefSeq names its product protein tyrosine phosphatase non-receptor type 18 (gene ptpn18). Gene Ontology annotation, biological process: peptidyl-tyrosine dephosphorylation. Gene Ontology annotation, cellular component: cytoplasm; nucleus. The transcript has 17 exons. NCBI's taxonomy places the organism in Eukaryota, Metazoa, Chordata, Actinopteri, Siluriformes, Ariidae. The record is from RefSeq and is a predicted model, not a curated record. The coding region runs from base 296 to 1876 and encodes 526 amino acids. Gene Ontology annotation, molecular function: non-membrane spanning protein tyrosine phosphatase activity.